Molecule: messenger RNA, 6861 nt
Organism: Saccostrea echinata
Lineage: Eukaryota; Metazoa; Mollusca; Bivalvia; Ostreida; Ostreidae
Product: polyamine-transporting ATPase 13A3-like
Exons: 31
Coding region: 48-3893 (1281 amino acids)
Biological process (GO): polyamine transmembrane transport; intracellular calcium ion homeostasis
Cellular component (GO): membrane
Molecular function (GO): ATP hydrolysis activity; ATPase-coupled monoatomic cation transmembrane transporter activity; ATP binding
Source: RefSeq, a predicted model, not a curated record
UAUCAGAGGAGGUGAAGGUGAAAGUGGGCCUGUCAGGCCCCCCACCUAUGAAAAGUGGCUACCAAUAUGUCAACCCAGGACAGGAGGAUCAAAUGGAAAUCAGUGGUUACCAUCCCAGUCUGCUGAAGAAGGUGAUUGUCUGGUUCUUCAUCCUCAUCACGGCUUGUCUUCUUCGCCUCUUCUUUUACUGGUUUCCUCAUCUCUUCAUCAAGUGUACCCAUUCAAAGUGCUCAUUAGCUGAAGCCAAAGUAGUCAUACUUAGGGACCAGUAUCUUCAGUGGUUUGUGUCCAGAGUCAAAGUCACCAGUAAAAAUGGACAACUUCCAAACAGUGCUGUAAAGGAAGGUGUGACAGGAAUAGCCUUCAGUAAGAAUACCUACGACAGCAACACACCUCUCAGAAUGGGAGACACAAAGAAAUCCACAGAUCAUGAGUCAGAGGGACAACUGUCAGCGUUUGACCGAGUUUUAGAAUUAAAUCGGGGUCUGAUCCGCUAUUUCAUCACAAAAAAAGUCAAGUACAUCUGGAACAGUGAUUCUCAAACAUUUAAAAAAUUAGAAGGUUUAGAUAAAAACACAAAGUGUUCAUAUUUCCAUGGAUGCAAAGGACUGAAUUAUGCUCAACAACAAGAAAGAAUGACAAUGUUUGGUUCAAAUUCCAUUCAGAUUCAUGUCACCCCAAUUAUCAGACUCCUUUUUAAAGAGGUGUUGUCACCUUUCUACAUCUUCCAGUUGUUCAGCUGUGGGAUUUGGUUUGCAGAUGAAUAUUACUACUAUGCCAGUUGUAUUGUUGUCAUUUCUGUUGUCUCCAUCACUGCCACUAUUUACCAGACCAGAAAGAUGCAAAGGGCUUUAAGAAACACUAUAGAAUCAUCCACCAUUGUGACUAAACUGACUGGAGAUACAUACCAGGACAUUUGCUCUGAUGAUCUUGUUCCUGGGGACAUCAUCUCCAUCCCACGAAAUGGCUGUAUCAUGCAGUGUGAUGCAGUACUUCUGACUGGAAAUUGUAUAGUUAAUGAGAGUAUGCUCACAGGAGAAAGUGUACCCGUAACUAAAACUCCACUUCCUAACCCUAAACUGUCAAAGUCUCAGGAGGAUAUCCUAUUUAAUCUGAAGGACCACUCAAAGCAUGUUCUUUUCUGUGGUACACACAUAUUACAGACCAGGUUUUACGGUUCCCAGCAGGUCAGGGCCGUAGUCCUGAGGACAGGUUUUUCAACAGCCAAAGGAGAAUUGGUGCGCUCCAUCUUAUAUCCCAAACCUGUGGAUUUUAAAUUCAACAGAGACACAUACAUAUUUGUGGCCAUACUAGCAGGAAUUGCUGGAAUUGGAUUUAUUUACACAGUGGUGUUGAUGGUGCAAGAAUCUGAACUCUUUGAAGAUAUCUUCCUUCGUUCUAUGGAUUUGAUCACCAUUGCUGUGCCUCCAGCCCUGCCAGCAGCCCUUACUAUUGGGAUUGUGUUUGCUCAGAGUCGCCUUAAGAAAAGUCAGAUUUACUGCAUCAGUCCACAUAGUAUCAACAUCAGUGGAACCAUCAAUGUUGUAUGCUUUGAUAAGACAGGCACGCUGACAGAGGAUGGACUAAACAUGCAGAGUGUUGUCCCUGUACAAGAUGGCGGUUUUACUGAGGAGGUUCAUGAUAUAAAGCUCCUCCCAGCUAAACAGAGCCUUCUUCUGAAUGCCAUGGCAACCUGUCAUUCUCUGACGAUGAUUGAUGGGAUCCUCAGUGGGGACCCAUUGGACCUCAUCAUGUUUGAGGCCACCAACUGGGAUCUAGAGGAGCCAGGAGAGGAGGAAGCGAGCAGAUAUGAUAUGAUUGUCCCCACCAUAGUCAGACCAAAGGGAGUUAAUGACAACAAGGAACUCUUUGAUGAACAGUUCAAGCCAAAGUAUGAAGAGAUAGCCAUCAUGAGGCAGUUCACUUUUGCCUCCAGUCUGCAGAGAAUGUCCGUCAUAACACGUAAACUAGGAGCCCCAAACUUUGAACUCUAUACAAAGGGGGCCCCCGAGAUGAUUGCCUCCCUAUCUAAAUCUGAGACAGUACCAAGCAAUUUUCACAAGGUCUUAAUCAAUUACACAAAACAUGGUUACAGAGUUCUUGCCCUUGCAUACAGAUCUCUUCCAACAAAAUUGAAGUAUGCAAAAUUACAGAGAAUUCAGAGAGAGCAAGUGGAGAGAAACCUGACUUUCCUGGGAUUCUUGGUGCUUGAGAACCGACUGAAGCCAGAAACAACCCCUAUAAUACACAAACUUCUAGAUGCAGACAUUAGGACCGUCAUGGUCACAGGUGACAACAUGUUGACAGCCUUGAGUGUGGCCCGAGAAUGUGGAAUGGUCAAUGAAAAUCAGAAAAUCAUCUUGGUCCAAGCAUUUCCUGGGACGCCAGGUAAAAAUGACCCCUGGCUGGAGUACAUGUACACUGAAGAUCCAGAGGAUCGUGUACAUGAAAAGUCUACCGAGACAAGAUUGGCCAUGCCUGAUGGGGAUUUCACCGAUUCUUACUUUCACUUUGCUAUGGAUGGAAAAUCAUGGGCUAUUGUCAGAAAUCACUUUCCAUUACUACUGCAAAAAAUCUGCACUAGAGGUACAGUGUUUGCCAGAAUGUCACCUGACCAGAAAUCCCAGCUUAUUGAAGUACUCCAGGAACUAGGGUACUUUGUGGGUAUGUGUGGAGACGGGGCUAAUGACUGUGGAGCCCUGAAGACAGCUCAUGCUGGUAUCUCACUCUCAGAAGCAGAGGCAUCUGUAGCUUCUCCAUUCACAUCUAAACAACCUAAUAUUGAAUGUGUCCCCACACUCAUCAGACAGGGAAGAGGAGCCCUGGUGACAUCGUUUGGGAUUUUUAAGUAUAUGGCCUGUUACAGUUUGACCCAGUUUGUCUCUGUGUUAAUUCUCUAUUGGAUAUUUGCCAACCUUACAGACUUUGAGUUCCUUUAUAUAGAUUUGUUCCUGCUUACCUCACUCAGUGUUACCUUUGGAUAUACUAAUGCCUAUGACAAGCUGUCUAAGGACCCACCCCUGGUCAGCCUUUUUAGUGUCUCCCCUGUUUUGUCCAUUAUUCUACAUAUGGUGGUCCAAACUGCUGCUCAAGUUUUCUGCUAUUUUCAUGUAAUGGAACAGCCAUGGUUUGUCAAAUACCAUCAAAAUGAGGAUGAUGAUUACACAAGCUAUGAGAACAUGGCUGUUUUUGUCGUGUCCAUGUAUCAGUACAUCACGCUGGCAGUUGUGUUCUCUAAGGGAAAACCUUAUCGAAAAACCGUAUUCUCAAACUAUUUUUUUUUGGCCAAUCUGGCCAUAUGCAUCGGUAUGUCUUUGUGGCUGACUAUCUAUCCGACUGAUGAUGUAGCUGAAUUCUUUGAACUGAAGCCAGCUCCUUCAAUUCCAUACAGAUGUAUCUACCUAGGAAUUGCAGCCAUCAACUUUUUCUUGGAUUAUCUUGUAGAGACAUUCAUCAUUGAAAGCUAUUUUGUGCAAGAGCGUUUGCAGUGCUGGAUCGAGGACAUUUUCUCCACCUCCAAGUAUCAGUACGAAAUUUUGGAGGAGGAAAUCACCAGAGACAAGUCCUGGCCCAACAUAUCCUCAGCAGAAUCACUGGCCCAGGCCUUCGAGCGACUAGACAGUCAGCAAGCUCGUGACUUUGAUCAGAGCAGUCUCCUUAGUAGCUUACUGGACUCAGCUAGCGAGACUCAGAGUAUCCGAUCACUACGAUCAUUGGAGGUAGACACUUCUCAUAACGAUCCUGUGUUUCAGCGAGAGACCUCCAAUGUCAGUGAUGGUUUCUAUAUGGACAUUGAUGAUGAAUCACAGUUAAUUAAGCAAGACCCUUCUCAAGGGGUGGAUAAUCCUGCACUAGAUAUCGAAGGUGAAGUGUCCAAUACAGGUGGAUUAUAACCAUAACCACCCAUCACACACACAAAACUAGUGCAAUGUGAUGCAAUUACAACAUAAUUAGUGACCAUUCAUUAGUACACCGAUAAUAAAGUUCAGCAUGAUGCUCAGUUUAUGACCAUCCAUCAAAUACAAAUAAAAGUGCAGCAUAUCAGUGAUCACACAGUCAUACUUAUUUUUGUAUUUUUAAUAAUUCAGUACUUUUGUAUUAUCUCUCUCUUUUUUGGCAUGUUUUUGCUAUAAACAGGAAAGUUGAAUAUUAUGAAUUUGGUACAAAUUAUAACAUAUCCCAUGACUGUAUCAAGCAUUCUCGUACCUACAUGUAAUUUGGGUCAUCUGUUCUCCAUUAUGGUUCUCCAUUCAUUUUCAGUUAUUUUUUUCAAAACUGGAUAAUCCAAUUUUAUCUAUUUUCAAAAUACUCAUCUUCCGAAGGGCGGUAUGGAAUUUCCAAUCCCUCUGUUUGCUUUUCCUUGUCCUGAGGUCAUAUCUUUGACAUUAUGAAGUGUAAAGAACCAUUAAACAUUGUCAGUUGAACAUUGCAUCUUGGGGAGAAGUCGUGUGUCUCAAUUAACUAUAACAUUGGUCAUGAAGGCUUCAUUUGGAAUUUUAUGGCUAUAAAUAGUCAAAUCUUAGUAUGACUUGGAUCAUAUCUUUCACAAUGUGAAGCCUAGGACCAUCAAACUUCUUCAGUUUCUGCAUCAUGGGGGAAGGUUUGUGGCAACUGAAAAGUAGAUCAGAGUUCCCUCAUUUUAGAAUCUUAUGGCUCUGCAUAUUCAAAUAGUGCCUUGCACAUUUCUUGCAUACUGCAUGGCCCAGGACUAUCAAGGGAAGUUGUGUUGUAACCCACAAGUAUGGCAUUUUGUCUGGCAUAGGACAAUCAAAUUUGGUCAGUUAUGCAUGGGGGAGGGGGAGAUGUUCUAUUGCAACACAAAAAGUAGAGAUGAGCAGUUAGUCUUCUUCAAAAAUUGUGAAAUUCGGGUCCCAUGGGUUGAGGAUUCAGUUCUCAGGGUGAGGCUAAGUUUGUUUUUUAGCUCUACUGGUCAGAGACCAGAAGAGCUUAUGCGAUAGUAAGGUGUCCGUCGUCCGUCCGUCUGUCUGUCUGUCUGUCUGUAAACAAUUAUUCAAAACGCUACUCCUCCUACAGUUUUGGUCCGAUUUCAAUAUAACUUGGCACACAAGUAGACUACACUAAGAUACAUAAUUUAGUGCAUCGGUUUUUGAUUUCGAUGGACGGUGUUGCCAUGGUUACUAAAAAUAGAAAUUUCUGUGAAAUUCAUUUAAAACGCUACUCCUCCUACAGUUUUGGUCUGAUUUCAAUAUAACUUGGCACACAAGUAGACUACACUAAGAUACAUAAUUUAGUUCAUCGGUUUUUGAUUUCGAUGGACGGUGUUGCCAUGGUUACUAAAAAUAGAAAUUUCUGUGAAAUUCCUUUAAAACGCUACUCCUCCUACAGUUUUGGUCCGAUUUCAAUAUAACUUGGCACACAAGUAGACUACACUAAGAUACAUAAUGUAGUUCAUCGGUUUUUGAUUUUGAUGGACGGUGUUGCCAUGGUUACUAAAAAUAGAAAUUUCUGUGAAAUUCCUUUAAAACGCUACUCCUCCUACAGUUUUGGUCCAAUUUCAAUAUAACUUGGCACACAAGUAGACUACACUAAGAUACAUAAUUUAGUGCAUCGGUUUUUUGAUUUCAAUGGACGGUGUUGCCAUGGUUACUAAAAAUAGAAAUUUCUGUGAAAUUCCUUUAAAACGCUACUUCUCCUACAGUUUUGGUCCGAUUUUAAUAUAACUUGGCUUACAAGUAGAUUACACUAAGAUACAUAAUUUAUUGCAUCGGUUUUUGAAUUCAAUGGACGGUGUUGCCAUAGUUACUAAAAAUAGAAAUUUCUGUGAAAUUCCUUUAAAACACUACUCCUGCUACAGUUUUAGUCUGCUUUUAAUAUAAUUAGGCAUACAAGAAGACUAUACUAAGAUACAUAAUUUAUUGCAUUGGUUUUUGAAUUCGAUGAACAGUGUUUCCAUGGUUACUUAAAAUAGAAAUUUUUGUGAAAUUCCCAUUAAACGUUACUCCUCCUACAAUUUUGGUCUGAUUUCAAUCUAAUUUGGCACACAGUUAGAAUACACUACGAUACAUAAUAUGUAUUUCUGUUUUUUUUAUUUGGGUGAAUGGUGUUGUCAUGGUUACUAAAAAUAGAAAUUUCCCUGAAAUACUUUCAAAACGCUACUCCUCCUACAGUUUUCAUUUGAUUUCAGUAUAACUUGGCACAGAAGUAGACUACAUUAAGAUACAUAAUUCUAUUUAUUGUUGCCUGUUGCAAUGUUUCAAAUCCAAGUGCUACUUUUCUUUUGUUAUACAAACAGACCAGUAGAGCUACAGUCUCAUCAGAGACUUCUGGUUUGCAUAUACAGUUGAACUUCGGUAUCUCGAACACAGAUAUCUCGAAUACCAUGGAUAUGUUGAAGUUAUUAAGAAGUCCUAACCACGUAUUUCUUAAGGAUUUUACCCUCGAUAUCUCGAACCCUCAGAUAUCUCAAAGUUUUAUCUCGGUCCCAUCGAGUUCGAGAUAACGAGGUUUGACUGUAUUCAUUUUAACUUUAAAAACCUUCAUCUAGCAGACAUUUUUAAGGCAUUUCAAUACAUGUACAUCUAUAAUGGAUGGUUUCUAGACUCCUUAUUUUAAAAAUCAAUUACUCCUGAAAAAAAUCUUUUUUCAUUAUACUUCUGAAAAUGUAGAAUGUGAACUGUUUAAACUGUCAUGUCAAAUAGAGGCCACUGAUGAAGUGGAGUUUGUUUUAAGCUUGUGAAACUUAAGUAUGUGAUACUCAGGUGACCUAAUGGGUGUCUUGUUAAUUAUUUAUUCCUUAAACUCUUAUUUUAACCAAACCAAAAAUAUGAUAACUAGUGGUAUAUAUCUAACUUAAUGAAAUAUUCACUAUUGUAUUGACAAUAAAUUCUUUGUUUUACAUGA